AAAAGUUUUAAAAAAAAGUCAGAAAAUGAAAUCAUAUGACGGAAGCUGAAACCACCAACCCCUUCCAUUGUUAUGUAGUUUGUUCAGCUUUUCCUUCUUCACCUAAUAUCCAUCCUUACUUCGUUUCCUCCACCAAAUCUUCUCUCUAUCUCCGGUUUCUGAUUCUCUGCUCGUGCUUUCUUCUUGCCCAGCUUUUUCGAAGAUGGGAUCUGGUCAAUGGCACGUUGAGAAAAGGUCUACUUUCAGGAAUGAUUCGAUUGUGAAGGAGUACGGUACAGUUUUGGAAACUGGUUGUCUUUCAAUCAUAGUGCUUGGUGCAUCAGGUGAUCUUGCCAAGAAGAAGACUUUUCCUGCGCUUUUCAACCUAUACCGUCAGGGGUUUCUUAAUCCAGAUGAAGUUCAUAUAUUUGGCUAUGCGAGGACCAAGAUUUCUGAUGAAGAGCUGAGAAAUCGGAUCCGUGGAUAUCUUGUUGAUGAGAAGAAUGCCGAGCAAGCAGAAGCUUUGGCAAAGUUUCUACAGCUGAUUAAGUAUGUGAGUGGCCCUUAUGACUCUGAGGAGGGGUUUGAGAAAUUAGACAGGGCAAUCUCAGAGCAUGAGAUCUCCAAAAACAGUACUGAAGGAUCCUCUAGGAGACUGUUUUACCUUGCACUCCCACCCUCUGUUUAUCCUUCUGUAUGCAAGAUGAUCAAGACAUGCUGCAUGAACAAAUCUGAUCUUGGUGGAUGGACACGGAUUGUUGUUGAGAAGCCAUUUGGUAAGGAUCUGGAGUCUGCAGAGCAACUGAGUUCCCAGAUUGGAGAGUUGUUUGAGGAAUCACAGAUUUAUCGUAUUGAUCAUUAUCUUGGGAAGGAAUUGGUCCAAAACAUGUUGGUCCUUCGAUUUGCCAAUCGCUUUUUUCUGCCUCUAUGGAACCGUGACAAUAUCGAGAACGUGCAGAUUGUUUUCAGGGAAGAUUUCGGAACUGAAGGGCGCGGUGGAUAUUUUGAUGAAUACGGAAUCAUCCGUGAUAUUAUUCAAAACCAUCUGCUUCAGGUUCUUUGUCUUGUUGCCAUGGAGAAACCAAUAUCUCUUAAACCCGAGCACAUCCGAGAUGAGAAAGUGAAGGUGCUUCAAUCAGUGGUUCCAAUAAAAGAUGAAGAGGUUGUUCUUGGACAAUAUGAAGGGUAUAGGGAUGAUCCUACUGUUCCAAACGAAUCAAAUACUCCCACAUUUGCCACAACAAUUCUUCGUAUACACAAUGAAAGAUGGGAAGGUGUCCCGUUUAUACUAAAGGCCGGAAAAGCGUUGAACUCAAGAAAGGCAGAAAUUCGAAUUCAGUUCAAGGAUGUUCCAGGCGACAUAUUCAAAUGUCAGAAGCAAGGGAGGAACGAGUUUGUGAUACGCUUGCAACCUUCAGAGGCAAUGUACAUGAAACUAACUGUUAAGCAACCGGGUCUAGAGAUGCAUACCGUGCAAAGUGAACUAGACUUGUCAUACGGACAACGUUAUCAAGGUGUCUCGAUCCCAGAGGCAUACGAGCGCCUAAUUCUCGACACGUUGCGUGGGAGAUCUUCACGCCGUUGCUUCACAGGAUUGACAAAGGAGAAGUGAAGUCAAUACCAUACAAACCAGGAAGCCGAGGACCGAAAGAAGCGGAUCAGCUACUAGAGAAAGCUGGUUACCUUCAAACUCAUGGCUAUAUUUGGAUCCCUCCUACGUUAUAAACAGAUAUAUAUAUAUACACAAUACAUGCAUCCACGUGUAUAUGUAUGUGUAUAGACGUUAAGUUACACACACCCUUCAGUGAUCUUUUUCCACGAGUUUGUAUGCGAACCUAAGUAUUUGUGCUAUUCACUUUUGAGUCUUUGAGACUUUGUCUUAUCUUUGCACUUGUGAUCUCAUUUGUUCCAGUAAUUGCAAAGCAGCUUUGUAGAAAUAAAAUUAAAAAAAAAAUACAUAAUUUAGAAAAAAUUAUUGGGGAUG
Thlaspi arvense is the source of this 1963-nucleotide messenger RNA. The record is from the annotation of a GenBank genome assembly. Lineage: Eukaryota; Viridiplantae; Streptophyta; Magnoliopsida; Brassicales; Brassicaceae.